Messenger RNA from Bufo gargarizans (Asiatic toad), 9147 nucleotides. Its product is annotated as myosin-10-like. The record is from RefSeq and is a predicted model, not a curated record. The transcript has 43 exons. Lineage: Eukaryota; Metazoa; Chordata; Amphibia; Anura; Bufonidae. Gene Ontology annotation, cellular component: myosin complex. The coding region runs from base 174 to 6149 and encodes 1991 amino acids. Gene Ontology annotation, molecular function: actin filament binding; ATP binding; cytoskeletal motor activity.
UCCUCUCCUUCCGGACGUGCACUGACAGUCGAGUGUCUGGAUGCACAGCGACACAUCCACCUUGGAGUUAACCACCUGCUCUGCACCAGAGGGAAUAUAUUUCUUUUUUUUUGGGUGGGAUACUGCAGGACAGUAUACGACGCUCGAGUCCAGGACCCUGAUCAGCUUCCAAGAUGUCAUCUCGAAACUCCUAUAGAGAUGAUGCCGAACGCUACCUUUUUGUCAACCAAAACCCUGUGAGCAUCACCGCCACGCAGGCGGACUGGACGGCCAAGAAGCAGGUUUGGGUCCCCUCCGAGAAGCAUGGCUUUGAAGCGGCCAGCAUCAAAGAAGAACGGGGCGACGAGGUGGUGGUGGAACUGGCAGAGAACGGCAAAAGGGUAGUGAUCAACAAGGAUGACAUCCAGAAGAUGAACCCACCCAAGUUUACCAAGGUGGAGGACAUGGCAGAAUUGACCUGUCUAAACGAGGCGUCUGUCCUGCACAACCUGAAGGAUCGCUACUACUCGGGACUCAUCUAUACGUAUUCCGGUCUCUUCUGCGUUGUGAUUAACCCAUACAAGAACCUGCCCAUCUACACAGAACAGAUAGUGGAGAUGUACCGCGGAAAGAAACGACAUGAAAUGCCUCCACACAUAUACGCAAUAUCAGAAACCGCCUACCGCAGCAUGCUUCAAGAUCGGGAGGAUCAGUCCAUUCUUUGCACUGGAGAAUCUGGGGCUGGAAAGACAGAGAACACAAAGAAAGUCAUCCAGUACUUGGCUCACGUGGCCUCUUCUCACAAGGGCCGUAAAGAGCACACAGCUCCGAACUCCAAUACUAUGUCAUAUGGAGAGCUCGAGCACCAGCUUCUGCAAGCUAACCCCAUAUUAGAAGCUUUCGGCAACGCCAAGACGGUGAAAAACGACAACUCUUCGCGAUUUGGUAAAUUUAUCAGAAUUAAUUUCGACGUCGCCGGAUACAUCGUUGGAGCCAACAUUGAAACCUAUUUACUGGAAAAAUCCAGAGCAGUCCGCCAGGCUAAGGACGAACGGACCUUCCAUGUUUUUUAUCAGCUUUUAGCUGGAGCAGGAGAGCACGUCAAAACUGACUUGUUACUGGAGGGCUUCGGUCAGUACCGCUUUCUAUCCAAUGGAAGCAUUACCAUUCCCGGGCAGCAGGACAAGGAGCUCUUCCAGGAGACCAUGGAGUCCAUGAAAAUCAUGGGAAUUAAUCACGAAGAAAUCAUGUCUAUGCUGAAGAUGGCGUCUGCAGUCCUCCAGUUUGGCAACAUCAUUUUCCGAAAGGAGAGGAACACAGACCAAGCUUCCAUGCCGGAUAACACAGCUGCCCAGAAACUGUGUCACCUACUGGGACUCAACGUGACAGAAUUUACCCGUGCCAUCUUGAUGCCAAAGAUUAAAGUGGGGCGCGAUUACGUCCAGAAGGCGCAAACUAAGGAGCAGGCGGAUUUUGCUGUGGAAGCGCUCGCCAAAGCGUUGUAUGAGCGGCUCUUCCGCUGGCUGGUUCAUCGCCUUAACCGAGCUCUGGAUAGGACAAAGAGACAAGGCGCCUCCUUCAUAGGGAUUCUGGACAUCGCCGGUUUUGAAAUCUUUGAGCUGAACUCCUUCGAACAGCUCUGUAUUAAUUACACCAACGAGAAACUGCAGCAGCUCUUCAACCACACCAUGUUCAUCCUGGAGCAAGAAGAAUACCAACGCGAAGGCAUCGAGUGGAACUUCAUUGACUUUGGCCUGGACCUGCAGCCUUGUAUUGAUCUGAUCGAGAGGCCGGCAAAUCCUCCAGGUGUCUUGUCCCUGCUGGAUGAAGAGUGCUGGUUUCCGAAGGCCACAGAUAAAAGUUUUGUAGAAAAGGUCAUCCAAGAACUUGGCACCCAUCCAAAAUUCCAGAAACCAAGGCAGCUCAGAGACAAGGCUGACCUAUGCAUCAUCCAUUAUGCUGGCAAGGUGGAUUACAAAGCCGAUGAAUGGCUGAUGAAGAACAUGGAUCCUCUCAAUGACAACGUGGCUACUCUCCUUCAUCAGAGUACAGACAAAUUCACAGCAGAGCUUUGGAAAGAUGUCGACAGAAUUGUUGGGCUGGACCAGAUGACUGGGAUGGGCGAGAUGUCAUUUGGAUCUUCAUACAAGACCAAGAAGGGAAUGUUCCGUACGGUCGGACAACUUUAUAAGGAAUCUCUGGCCAAGCUCAUGUCUACGCUGAGGAACACCAAUCCAAACUUUGUCCGCUGCAUAAUCCCCAACCAUGAAAAGAAGGCUGGAAAACUGGAGCCUCACCUAGUGCUUGACCAGUUACGUUGUAAUGGAGUCCUGGAAGGGAUCCGAAUCUGCAGACAGGGCUUCCCAAACAGAAUAAUCUUCCAGGAGUUCAGACAGAGAUAUGAGAUCCUGACACCAAACGCUAUCCCCAAAGGAUUCAUGGAUGGCAAACAAGCCUGUGCAAUAAUGAUCAAGGCUCUAGAGCUGGACCCCAAUCUAUUCCGCAUAGGACAGAGCAAAAUCUUCUUCCGAGCCGGAGUGUUGGCUCACCUGGAAGAAGAGCGAGAUCUGAAAAUCACAGAUAUAAUCGUGCUCUUCCAAGCGGCGUGCAGAGGAUACCUGGCCAGGAAAGCUUUCAAUAGGAGGCAGCAGCAGAUGAGCGCACUGAAAGUGGUGCAGAGGAACUGUGCUGCGUACCUCAAGCUGAGACACUGGCAGUGGUGGCGACUCUUUACCAAGGUGAAGCCCUUACUACAGGUGACUCGACAGGAUGAAGUCAUGCAGGCCAAGGUGGUAGAGCUUCAGAAGGUCAAAGAUACCCAACUGAAAACAGAGAUAGACCUGAAGGAGAUGGGAAGCAAAUAUCAGCAGAUGAUAGAAGAAAAAAACAUUUUGGCUGAACAGCUUCAAGCAGAGACCGAACUUUUUGCCGAAGCGGAGGAAAUGCGCGCCAGACUGGCAGCGAAGAAGCAGGAGCUGGAGGAAAUCCUGCAUGAUUUGGAGUCCCGCGUGGAAGAAGAGGAGGAGCGUAACUUACAAUUACAGAACGAAAAGAAGAAGAUGCAUCAGCAUGUGCAGGACCUGGAGGAGCAGCUGGAGGAGGAGGAGGCUGCUCGGCAGAAACUGCAGCUGGAGAAAGUGACGACAGAGUCGAAAUUAAAGAAGAUGGAAGAAGACGUUCUCCUACUGGAAGAUCAAAAUGCCAAACUCAGUAAGGAAAGGAAGUUGUUGGAAGAUAGAAUUAACGACUUUACAUCAAACAUGGCUGAAGAAGAGGAGAAGAUAAAGAGUCUGAACAAACUUCGCACCAAGUACGAAGCCGUCAUUGCAGAUAUGGAAGAUCGUCUCAAGAAAGAGGAAAAGGGCCGACAAGAGAUGGAGAAAAUGAAAAGGAAGUUGGAUGGAGAGACAUCAGAUUUACAGGAUCAGAUCUUAGAGCUUCAGCAGCAGAUUGAGGAACUGAAGCAACAACUGGCCCGUAAGGAAGAAGAGCUGCAGGCGGCACUUGCUAGGAUUGAAGAAGAAGCAAGCCAAAAGAAUAGUUUACUGAAACAGCUUCGGGAGCUCCAGUCUCAGAUCUCAGAAUUACAAGAAGACAUGGAAUCUGAAAAGGCCUCUCGGGCAAAAGCAGAGAAGCAGCGCCGGGACCUUGGAGAAGAGCUGGAGGCAUUGAAGUCUGAACUUGAAGACACUCUAGAUUCUACUGCCACACAGCAAGAACUUAGGGCAAAACGUGAGCAGGAGGUGACUGAUCUGAAGAAGAACAUUGAAGAAGAAGCAAAAGUCCACGAGUCUCAGAUUGUUGAAAUGCGACAGCGCCACACACAGGCUCUGGAGGAUCUCUCCGAACAGCUUGAACAGUCACGGAGGUUUAAAGUGAAUCUGGAGAAAGUGAAACAGUCACUAGAAAGCGAGAACGCCGAUCUAGUGAAGGAAGUCAAAAAUCUUCAUGGCACAAAACAAGAAUCAGAGCAGAAGCGAAAGAAAUUAGAAGCACAGGUGUCUGAGCUCCAGGUCCGAGUCGGUGACAGCGAGAAGGCGAAGGCGGAAUUGGCAGAAAGGCUACAGAAACUCCAGGCUGAACUGGAUAGUGUGUCGGGAUCGUUGGGAUCCACAGAAAGCAAGUCCAUCAAACUAACCAAAGAUUUGUCUACAGUGCAAUCACAACUGCAGGAUACCCAGGAAUUAUUGCAAGAAGAGACAAGACAGAAGCUAAACUUUAGUUCUAGAGUAAAACAUUUGGAAGAUGAGAAAAAUAACCUGCUGGAGAACCUUGAGGAAGAAGAGGCGGCCAAGAAUCAGCUCGCCCGUCAGCUUCAGGCACUACAACAACAGCUCCUUGAUUCUAAGAAGAAGAUGGAGGAGCACGGAGGUGCAGUGGAGAGCUUGGAAGACACCAGGAAGAGAAUGGCUAAGGAGAUAGAUCUUAUGCAGCAACGUAUGGAGGAGAAGCAUCAAACCAAUGACAAGCUGGAGAAGAGCAAGAACCGUCUGCAACAAGAACUGGAUGACCUUAUGGUGGAUCUGGAUCACCAGCGGCAAAUAGUUUCAAGUCUGGAAAAGAAACAGAAGAAGUUUGACCAGAUGUUGGCAGAAGAGAAGAACAUAUCAGCACGCUAUGCCGAGGAGAGAGAUAGGGCAGAGGCAGAGGCUCGGGAGAAGGAAACAAGGGCUCUGUCCCUAAGUCGAGCACUUGAAGAGUCUCUUGAUCUAAAGGAUGAACUCGACAGACAGAACAAGUUGCUGCGGGCAGAAAUGGAUGACCUUGUCAGUUCCAAGGAUGAUGUUGGCAAGAACGUUCACGAUUUGGAAAAAGGUAAAAGAGCACUGGAGCAGCAAGUCCAGGAAAUGAAGACACAGAUAGAAGAACUAGAGGAUGAACUUCAGGCCAUUGAAGAUGGAAAACUCCGUCUGGAGGUCAACAUGCAGGCCAUGAAAGCACAGUUUGACAGAGAUCUCCAAAACCGUGAUGACUCAAAUGAUGAAAAGAAGAAACUCUUGAUCAAGCAGGUGCGGGAUCUAGAGGUGGAGCUGGAUGAAGAACGCAAGCAGAAGGCUCAAAUUCUAGCCGGCAAGAAAAAAUUGGAGAUGGACCUUCAGGACAUGGAAAGUCAAAUUGAUGGCGCUAACAAGGGACGAGAAGAAGCAGUUAAACAGAUGAAGAAACUACAGCUCCAGUUGAAAGAGGUUUGGCGUGAAGUGGAGGAGACUCGGUCAUCUCGAGAGGAAAUGUUCAUCCAGUCUAAAGAGAAUGAGAAGAGACUGAAGAGUCUGGAAGCAGAACUUCUCCAGCUACAAGAGGACUUGGCAGCUGCGGAAAGGGCAAAGAGACAAGCUCAACAGGAACGAGACGAUCUGGCAGAUGAACUGUCUAAUGGUGUCAGUGGCAAAUCCGCCCUGUUGGACGAGAAGCGCGCCUUGGAGGCCAGGAUUGCUCAGCUGGAGGAGGAGUUGGAUGAGGAGCAGAGUAAUAUGGAGCUCCUCAAUGACAGAUACAGGAAGUAUACGUUACAGGUGGAGACAAUGACCACUGAGCUUGCGGCAGAGAGGAGCUUCUCCCAGAAGGCAGAGAACGCCCGUCAGCAAAUGGAGAGGCAGAACAAGGAACUGAAAGCGAAGCUGAAUGAGAUGGAUUCUUCUGUCAGGGCCAAAUACAAGAUUACUAUUGCAUCCCUGGAGUCUAAGAUUGCUCAGCUGGAGGAGCAAAUGGAGCAAGAAUCAAAGGAGCGUGUCCUGGCCAACAAACUGGUGCGACGCGCUGAAAAGAGGCUGAAGGAGGUCCUCUUACAAGUCGAGGAGGAGAGAAGGAAUGCCGAUCAGUUCAAGGAUCAGCUGGAGAAAGCACAUAUCCGUAUGAAGCAGCUGAAACGCCAGUUGGAAGAAUCUGAAGAGGAGGCCUCAAGAGCCAACUCCAACCGCCGGCGACUUCAGAGGGAACUGGAAGACGUGACUGAGUCCGCAGAGUCCAUGAACCGAGAGGUGACAACGCUGAGGAGCCGGUUAAGCAAAUUAGAGCGCCAGCAACGCAAGAGGGCCCCAGUUCAGUUCACCACCCGAACCAUUCGUCAAGUUUACCACCUCGAAGCCGUUUCCGACGAGGAACCAGAAGCAAAUAGCGGAGAACCGUCAACCAACCAUCAGCAGCAGCAGCAACACCCUCAGCCCGAGUGAUGCCCUGACGCAGAGGAACGGCGGUGGGGGGGGGUUUCUACCUCUACCCUAAACCUAAAGAUAGACUGGUGAAACAGAAACGAACGGAAUGACGCAUCACUUACCAUAGCUCAUAGGCCGCCCCCCCCCCCCCCUCCAUGAAAAUGACUUCUUGAAUGAGUGACUAAACGCUCCAUAUGAGUGCACUUGACCCUUUGUUUCCUUAUCUCAGCCAUGAUUUUCACAGAGCACUUUAUAUGGGAUUAACUCAAGGUUUUUUUUUUUUGGCAGGGUUUGAGACUAUACCGGUGUCUGGCCGCAGGACAUAUGAACAUACAGUGAAACCUCUUUGAGAAGACCUUCUUGGGCAGUGGUCUUCUUAGAGAAGUUGGCCAAUAUACAUAAUACAUGGCCAAUCUAUUACAGGAAAUCCAGCCUUCAAAGAGGUGGUCUUUUGGAGAGGUUUCACUGUACCUAUGAGGUGUUGCCCUAAAACUUCCAGCUCCUACCAUUCUCAGUUUAGAUAGGGUCUGUUAAAUUACUUAAUAAAAUAUGGUUCUCUGCUCUUCAAGCUGCAAUGGAAUGUAUGAUGUGAAAGCGUCAACCAUGUGAAAGCGACCACUGUGUCAUCCGCCACGAUUAGCUUUGUGCAUUCUCGAAAUCGCCAACGGCACAAAGUGGUGCUGGUGUCACAAGACCUCAUGAUGGCAUCAAGAAAUCAACCAACCACUCACACAGGCCUAAGCCCCCUGCUAGAAACACAAAAUAAUAUACCCCCAAGCUUCAAGAGGCAUAGAGCAUUUUAUAGGGUUAUGAGGUAUAUUCUUUAUUCUAUUGCAUCCCUAUAGCAAAACUGCACAACAAGCAUGCCGUCUUACCUAACGCUCUGUGCUAUGGUUCUCCUUACGCAUUGCCUUCUAUUCUUCCUGCUGCCUUCGAUUAGGAAUGUACUUUGAAAUCUUCUCUGGCAGUUUUGUAUAUAAAGGGGGCAGCUAAUACCGUAAUUAAACGUUAACAUAGCGACUCGUAGAAAUGCAGUCUUCCAACCUUCCCGCCACGUUCUACAAUAAUACUGUGCUUCUUAUGUAAUAAGUCGGACGCCCAGACUGCUCGCUGAAUGCGGAUUAACUAAGUCGGGAUUGAGAAACCGUCUUCAUCUCUAAGCCUUGACUUGCUCUUGAAUGUGACUGUAACGACAGCUGCUUAAUAUCGGUGCCUUAGUGAUAGUUGAGAUUUCCCCUUUGUAAGGGUUCUUCGAAAUUCUCAUGACAUUUAUUAGGGGAUACAGGUAUUUGUAAAAUAGCAGACCAGUUUAAAGGGAAUGCGUCAUCAAAAAGUGACGUUUUUAUGUUAAACAUUUUUUAAUAAUUGGGAGUUGUUUUAAUUUUCCAUGUCACUGUAUUAAAAUAAAGCUAAAAUCUUGGAUUUUUCACUUUGGCCACUGAGCCGUAUAGUAGACUGAUACUUCCUGUCCUGUAGAGACCACUUCCCAGUAGUCAUCUCAUUAUCAUCACGGGCAGGAUUACAAUGACAGGUAAUAUAUAUAUAUAUAUAUAUAUAUAUAUAUAUAUAUAUAUAUAUAUAUAUAUAUAUAUAUGAUGCACCAUUCACAAACGGUAAUGGUCACAGCUCACCUCCUUCUCCUCCCUGCGCAAUGACCUUUGCACAGAGCGUGUCUACAUAGUCUCCCAUAGUCAAUGGGAAACAUUCAUCCAAAAUGUUGUAAAGGAAAACUGGCUUACUUGCUCUGAAGAAUGAAAGGUGGAAUCGGAUUAGUUGGUAUUGUCAACUAAGCCAGUUUUUCUUUACACCAGUUUUGAUAAAUCUCCCCCAAAGACUACAGGUUCCUAUAGCUGCCGUAAAAAAAAUAUAUAUAUAUCUGAAUGCUGUUAACAGCAACUCCAGCAAAAUGGUCGACUCUAUAAUAUGCAGAAAGCAGAAUAAAAAAAUGUAUAAUUGGGAAAUAAAAAAUUAAUUUGUAAAAGGAAAAACAUUUAUUUUACAAUAUAAUAUCUACCAAAAAAUCUAGGUGAUACAUUCCCUUUAAUCAGUCAAUGUGAACUCCCAGAUCUAUCUCUGGCUCUGUGGCCAGCUGUGCUCGUAUGAUCUGUCUUUUCAGCUCUCGGUUAUUGCUUCAUUAAAUUUACUCGAAGGGCGCGCCACUUUAGAUUUGUCAAAGAAUCGGUAAUAGGGCUUGAAAAAACAAAAGCCAGCCCAGGCCCUGAACCCGUUGACACAUGUGAAAUCCAAACUGUAGAACUUCAGACUGGACCAGACGACGAUCAGGUUUCCGUCUUAAGACUUCUUCUUUUUUUUUAUUUUUUUUUAUAUAUAUUCUCGUCUUAAGAGUCAGCAGCUCAGACAGAUGUUUUUGAGAGUUUCAUGGCCUGAUAUCUAAGGCAUAAGGUUACUAUUCUGUAGGUCAGGAAAUGCACAGAAUUCAUUUAUAGCCGACCGGUCUACUCAGAAGCCUAUGAUGUGUAAAUGAUGUCUUCACGGGAUUAUCAGGUUCAUUGUUAAAAUAUAAUCUUAUAUUUUUCUGUUAAAUCUAAAGAUGUAUUUUUAAAGGCGGAUCAGGACGCUUUAGUUGGUCUUUUUUGUGUAUUCUUUAAUUUUCUUUUAUUUUAAUUAAAGACGAGAUGAGCAAUGGGCUAGAAAUAAGAAAACGGCCAAACAUCUUACAGAUAGAACAUGGCUUUCAUCUUAAACCAUUGUUUGUCUCUCUCAUGUACAUUUUCCUUUAGGCUAUACCUUGUUUUUAGCAUCAAUCUGGCAUUGAACCUCUUUUGUUUGAACCUUUUACAUGCAUCAUGUUGUUAUAGCUGCGGUGACCUAAUAACUAUUUUUUAGUUUUUUUUUUCUUAUGUUAGAUCUAUGUUUUAAAAAAAAAAUGUCAUAAAGGAAACUCACUACAAAAGUAAGCUACCAUGUCCUGGAACCAAACGCUAAGAUUAAAACAUUUCUGUUGAAAACGAGGUGUAUGUAUGUGCCUGAAAGUUAAUAAAAAGUUAUAGUCAAA